CCUAGCUAAUCACCAAAACCCUCUGCCCUAACUGUUACCCUCUCCAACAAAGGAGAGGUGCGUUACGGCAUGGUGGAAUAGAGUCCGACAAAGUCGAUAGCCCCCGGCAAAAAGCAAGUUCUCUCCAGCGAAUCCUAAGUAUGCGGUACAUAAUGUUAUCAGCAAGUGUGAAUGAUAGCAUCCGAGGUUCAUCUCUGAAAUUCAUAAAUGUUGUAUGCUACUGUCAGAAGAGGGUUCUUGUUAGAAUAUCCGAGAAUGUUAAUAGCAAACACAGGUUGCACUAUUGCUGCCCCAAUGCACCUCAUGAAUGUGGAUUCUUUUCUUGGUGUGACCCUGUAGAAGAACCAAGAGUGAAUCUUGUUACCCAGGACAACAUCAACCCAACCUUUCACAAGACAGAUGUCAGUGAGAUAAGUCAAGAAAAUCGACAAAUGAAGGAAGAGAUUCGUAUCCUAAAGAAAAGAAUGAAGAAAUUCGAGAAGUAUGUUGGGACACUACAGAUUGUGAUAGUUUUGCUUGUGGUGGUCAUUGUAGUCAUGUUUAUGAGAAAAUGAAUAAUUAGGAAAGAUGAUAUAUCAAUUGUAAAUCCCCUUUUUUUUUGUUCCCCCUUUUUCCCUAAUCAUUGAAGGAGUACAUUUUGGGUUUAUAUCAAUGGUUUUAUUAUGUUCAAAAUCGUAUGUUGCAA
Macadamia integrifolia is the source of this 685-nucleotide messenger RNA. RefSeq lists its product as uncharacterized. The record is from RefSeq and is a predicted model, not a curated record. NCBI's taxonomy places the organism in Eukaryota, Viridiplantae, Streptophyta, Magnoliopsida, Proteales, Proteaceae. The transcript has 2 exons. Gene Ontology annotation, molecular function: zinc ion binding. Bases 141 to 554 code for a protein of 137 amino acids.